AUGGAGAAAAUGAGCAAAAGUGGCCAAACCCCGCUAUUUAAUACGUUCUGCCUAGCGACUUUCGCACCUGCGGACCAACAGCCGCUUUUGUGGCUCCGCAGUUGCGGUCAAAAUCCCGCUCAUGCGGUCCUCAUCCGCUUCUGUGCCCCUUUCUUCGCUUCUGCGAUUGCGCAGAUGUGGCCACAACUCCACACCUGCGGCCCUUUGCCUGACAGCCCUGCUCCACUUCUGCGACACGUAGGCCACUUCUGCGGCUCUGCAANACAACUCAAGGCUCAUGAGAAGAAUUAUCCGACUCAUGAUCUUAAAUUAGCAGCUGUGGUGUUUGCGCUUAAGAUCUGGCGCCAUUAUUUGUAUGGGGUACAUGUUGACAUUUUUACAGAUCACAAGAGCCUCCAGUACAUCUUCAAGCAAAGAGAAUUAAAUCUACGUCAGAGAAGGUGGCUCGAAUUACUUAAAAAUUAUGAUGUUGAUAUCCUUUAUCAUCUAGGAAAAGCAAAUGUUGUAGCCGAUGCUCUCAGUCGGCGUUCUAUGGGCUGCUUAGCUCAUGUUGAGGCUGACAAGCAAACUAUGGUGAAGGAAGUCCACCGCUUAGCAAGUCUAGGAGUUCGACUUUUGGACUCCGAAGAUGGUGGCGUUGUUCUCCAGAACAGGGCUGAAUCCUCCUUAGUAGCUGAAGUGAAGGAAAAACAGUUCAUUGAUCCCUACUUAUUGCAGCUGACGGAGGGAAUUCACAAACACAAGACUAUGGCUUUUGAACAAGGGGGAGAUGAUGGUACUUUGAGAUACAAAGACAGACUAUGUGUUCCAAACGUAGAUGGGCUCAGAGAGAGGAUUAUGUCAGAAGCCCACAAUUCUAG
Messenger RNA from Nicotiana attenuata, 860 nucleotides. RefSeq lists its product as uncharacterized. The annotation marks the transcript as partial. The transcript has 2 exons. The record is from RefSeq and is a predicted model, not a curated record. NCBI's taxonomy places the organism in Eukaryota, Viridiplantae, Streptophyta, Magnoliopsida, Solanales, Solanaceae.